AAUCUGAAAUCCAGCCUGAGAGAGAAGUUUAAAAGAAUUAAUGAAGGAAUCUCACAGCAUGGAAGUUCAGCACUUCUGAAUGAGAUCUACACAGAGCUCUACAUCACAGAGGGUUGGAGUGGAGACGUCAAUAAUGAACAUGAGGUGAGACAGAUUGAGACAGCGUCCAGGAGACCAGCAACACAGGAGACACCCAUCAAAUGUAAUGAUCUCUUUAAAGACGAGUUCAUCAGAAGAGUGCUGACUAAAGGAGUUGCUGGAAUUGGAAAAACAGUCUCUGUGCAGAAGUUCAUUCUGGACUGGACUGAAGGAAAAGCAAAUCAGGAUGUCACCUUCAUGUUUCCACUUCCCUUUAGAGAGCUGAAUCUGAUGAAGCAGAGACAUCUCAGUCUGAUGGAUCUUCUUCAUCACUUUUUCCCUGAAAUAAGAAAACUAGAAGUAAUAGACUGUGACUCCUACAAAGUGGUGUUGAUCUUUGAUGGUCUGGAUGAGUGUCGACUUCCUCUAAAUUUCCAGAAGAAUGAGAGACUGUGUGAUGUGACAGAGUCAGCCUCAGUGGAUGUGCUGCUGACGAACCUCAUCAAGGGGAAUCUGCUUCCCUCUGCUCUCCUCUGGAUCACCUCUCGACCAGGAGCAGCCAAUCAGAUCCCUCCUGAGUGUGUAGACCAGGUAACAGAGGUACGAGGGUUCAGUGAUCCUCAGAAAGAGGAGUACUUCAGGAAGAGGAUCAGUGAUCGGAGCCUGGCCAAUAAAAUCAUCAGACACGUGAAGUCUUCAAGAAGCCUCUACAUCAUGUGCCACAUCCCAGUCUUCUGCUGGAUCUCAGCCACUGUUCUAGAGAGAAUGUUGGGUGAAGCAGAGAGUGGAGAGAUCCCCAAGACUCUGACUCAAAUGUUCACACACUUCCUGAUCUUUCAGAUCAAACACAAGGACCAAAAGUACCAUCAGAAAUGUGACCCUGAUCCUCAGCAGACCAGAGAGAGUAUCCUGGCACUGGGAAAACUGGCUUUCCAACAGCUGGAGAAAGGAAACCUGAUCUUCUAUGAGGAAGACCUGAGAGAGUGUGGCAUUGAUGUGAGAGAAGUGUCGGUGUACUCAGGAGUGUGUACCCAAAUCUUCAGAGAGGAGUUUGGGCUUCACCUGGGGAAGGUGUUCAGCUUUGUACAUCUGAGUGUUCAGGAGUUUCUGGCUGCUUUAUAUGCAUUUUUCUGCUUUAUUUUUAGAAAGACAAAUGUGUUAGUGGAGCAAAGCACUGGACGUUCUAAUUUCUUCAGAAAGUCAGACAUGUCUGAUCUCCUCAGGACUGCAGUGAACAAGGCCUUACAGAGUGAGAAUGGACACCUGGACCUGUUCCUCCGCUUCCUUCUGGGUCUCUCACUGGAGUCCAAUCAGACUCUCUUACGAGGUUUAAUGCCCCAGACAGGAAGCAGCUCUCACAGCAAACAGGAAACAGUCAAGUACAUCAAGAAGAAGAUCAGGGAGAAUCCAUCUCCAGAGAAAUCCAUCAAUCUGUUCCACUGUCUGAAUGAACUGAAUGAUCAUUCUCUAGUGCAGGAAGUACAGUCUUACCUGAACAGAGGAGGUGACAGUCGUCUCAGUGGAACCAGACUCUCUCCUGCUCAGUGGUCAGCUCUGGUGUUUGUGUUACUGAACUCAGAUCAGGAGCUGGAUGUGUUUAAUUUGAGUAAAUAUGACCCAUCAGAGGAAUGUCUUCUGAAGCUGCUGCCAGUGGUCAAAGCCUCCAGAAGAGCUGAGCUGUGGAGGUGUGAUCUGACAGAGGAAAGCUGUAGAGUUCUGUCCUCAGUUCUCAGAUCAAACUCCUCCAGACUGAGAGAACUGAACCUGAGUCACAAUAACCUGCAGGAUUCAGGAGUGAAGCUGCUCUCUGCUGGACUGGAGAAUCCACACUGUACAGUGGAGAUACUGAGGAUGUGUUACUGCAGGAUUACAGAUGAAGGUUGUGCUGCUCUGGCUUCUGCUCUGAGGUCAAACUCCUCAUCACACCUGAGAGAACUGGAUCUGAACGGUAAUAAUCCAGGAGAAUCAGCAGUGAAGCUGCUCUCUGAUCUACUGAAGGAUCCACACUGUAACCUGGAGACACUACACAUUAACUAUAAUACACUCACCAGGACUGGCGUAUGACAGGAGUCUCACCUCAAACCUCUUCUCCAGGAUAAAGCAGUCUUGGUGAAGAGUUAGAACCCGUCCCACAUUUCCAGCAGUUUGGGAGCUGAAUCAUUAAACUUAAAGGGGCAGAGCAGAAACAAAGUCAAGAACAGGCAGAAGGUCGUACACAGGAGAAAUCAACACACGUAACCAAAUAUCUGCUGUACAAAGCAACAGCACCGAUCUGCCCCGGGGAUGGAGACUGACGAGGCUUAAGUACACGUCCGGAAAUGUACAGCCAACUUAUCCCAAAGCACGAGGCGGGAGCAGGCGAGUACGAGAUGUGAUCGUCCAAUGGCAAGCCGGAACAUGACGCAUUGCAGUGGACUGGGCUUAAAAGAGGAGGAGACAAGACACCCAUCCCUCCCCCGACAUAGACACACGAAUGGAACAUAGUACAAACAGAAAUACAACUGAGGACGUAACAAUGGCCAAGUAUCAAAUAAAAUGUAAACUUGCAUUGAUGAAGGUAAUGUUGUUAGUAAUUGUUUAUAAAUUACCAUGGUAACACGGAGCUUCAAGGUAUAAAAAUAUGGAGUUUGUCAUCAAUCAAACAGUAACCAGUUUUAAUACCUAAAAAAGUUUACGUAGCAAAAUUUAGCAAAGCGCUUUACAGUAAAUUAAAAUGUAAGAUUAAACUAAUGAAAUGUUGUGCAGCACAUGCUUAUGUUAAUGUUUGUUACAUUAUAUAAUCAUAUAAAUAAAUAAGUACUCCCGAAGUCACCAGAAUUGAAAGCUUUGGUGCUGUUAAACAUUUAGAGAUUGAUGUUGUGGUGACUCAGUAGUUCACUCAGUAUAUCUGGGUAAGACACAGUGAACGACACACUGCUGGCAUUCAUGAAGAAGUCAUAAACUCCACUGGAAUAAUAAAUAGGAUCUAAUAAAACCAUGAGUGGAAAUCAUUGGUGUAAGUUUGUUAGGAUAGACUUCCUCCAACCUGGAACUAUAUCCUCCAGUCCACGCGGUGGCGGUAACGCGCCUAACAGCUGCGUCUCCGACCAGUAGAAAUCACAGAAGAAGAAAAAGCUGCAGCGGGUAUCUCCUGAGCAGUUGAGUUAUUACACCGAACUAAUCAUCUCCAGAUUAAAUUAUUUCUGACAGUUUUACAGUUAGAUUUGAUCCAGUUUAAACGUAAAAGCUUGUUAUUUUGUCUGUGUUUGAGGAAUUAAAACUCCGUUCUGUUUUAAAACCCGAGGUGUUAAACGGAAGCUGUGUGGCCGAAUCCCAAAUCGAUGUCAUUUCCGGUUUAAGUGCACUACAUUAGGGAUGAAAUAAUGACGGUCUACACCCUAUGUAGUGCACUAUUUAACUCAUGAGGAGAGAUUUGUUAUUCUGUUUUAGCGGCACUAUUUAAGUAUAACCUUACUUUAUCCUAAAAUCCGUUGUUUUCUCCCUGCUUAUAGCAACUAAAAUAAACAACAGUGAGUGUAAAAGUGGCUUAGUCAUUUAGCAGCUAAAAUAACUUUAUAUUUCUGUAAUGUUUUUAAUGUAUAAACUGCUCAACUGAGGUAAAGUUGGGUUUAUAUUGGACAUUCACUGCAAAUUCGAGCUUCUCUCUCCUAUUUCUCAAGAAAUAGACAGAAAGUAAACUGAAGAAAGUCAGUGUCAUUGCUCCUCUUCCACCUACCUGCUCAAGUGACGAGAGGUUAGGCUAUGUCACGUUGUCAUAAAGUGGUGUCGGUACGGUUGUAUCGGGGUAGUUUUACAAGCACGAGUACAUGAACACAGUAUCGGGCCGACACCUGAGUACUGGUAUCGGCAUCGGUGCAUCCCUAACACACAGUUAAAUUGGAGCAGUGAUCCAUAAGAUCUUUGAUGACGUCAUGUACAGAUUCUUACUGAGGUGCUGUUUUCCACAUGCAGUGCUUGGCUGUGUUGGAGGCCACCAAGAAAGACUUCCUGGCUGUCAUGUGGAAGCUAAGUGGGCUGGGGUCAAAAGGGUUUCUGGCCAUGGUGCUUGUGCUGCAGUGAUCUUGUUCUCCAUCACACUCCAACACAGGUAGCCAUCUUCACCCUCUCCCAAGAGGUGAUGGUACGACUCUGAAUAAACACUCUAUUAUUAUAAAUAAAGUGUGACUGUGUCUUGUAGUCCACCCACCAACCUUUUUCUGUUCAGUGGUUUGACUUGUGCUACACAGAGGUGAGUCCAGUUAUGCUGCAAGAAGUGUAAGUAUGAUGGGGUUGACGAGUGGGAGGAGAGGUUCUUCCUGUGCAAGGUGCUGCUCUCUCUUCUUUCAGCAUAGCUCCUGGUCUCAGAACAGGUUUAGUUCAUCGUUGCUGGUGUUGUGUAGAGGAUGUUAUAUUGUGAAAGUCACAACUAUCCCCGCUCAAGGUCUUGUGAAAUAUUUGACCUUAUUUGUGACUAUAUUCACCGUGAUGCUUUCAGCGGUUACUACAUUAGUGUCCUUAAUUUUUUACUAUUUAAAGAUUGUUUAAAAGUUUAUUACAGGCUCAAUGAAUAUUCUUCUCCUUCACUAGAAGAUAAAGGCCCGGUUUCACAGACAGGGUUUACAUUAAGCCAGGAUUAGAUCUUCAAUAAAUUAGGACAUUUCAGUAGCUUUUAUAAACGUGUCUUUAGAAAAAAAUAUUUCUGGUGCACAUCCUGAGAUAAAACAAUGGCACUGACGUGUUUUAAGAUCCGUCCGUGCAAGUAGCUUUCAGUUAAAACAGCUCAAACAUACAUUUUAGUCUGGGACUAGGCUUAGGCCUUGUCUGUGAAACCAGGGGGAAAAAGAAGGGUGUGCUUUAUUAUGCUCUCUGCAGAAUAUGACAGAAGAAAUGUGACUCACACCUGUAACUAUAAAAAGCAGGUAGAACUGCAGUUAGCAUGAAACCUCAAAUGUGUAGCUGGGCUGGAAAUUUAUUUUUGUAUGCAUGUAUAAUAUUUUUUCUCUUACAGAUGGACCAGCAAACAGAUUUAAAGGCUGUUGUGAAUGAUGGGUUACAGAAAUGUCUUCCUGUGUUUAUUAUUAUUUGAAGUUAUAUAUUCUGAUUUGUAAGCAAGAUUAUGAAGUCUCCUUUUGCUAAUCAUUUUACAGCAUUAUUAAAAAGUCCAUGUACACAAUGUU
Molecule: messenger RNA, 5234 nt
Organism: Ictalurus punctatus (channel catfish)
Lineage: Eukaryota; Metazoa; Chordata; Actinopteri; Siluriformes; Ictaluridae
Product: NLR family CARD domain-containing protein 3
Exons: 6
Coding region: 337-2142 (601 amino acids)
Molecular function (GO): protein binding
Source: RefSeq, a predicted model, not a curated record